AUGACAAAUACACUUGGCACGGAUGAACUAUUCAAGGAAGGUGAUAAAUUAGUUUCAGAAAAUGGCAUUUACCGUACUUCUUUACAAGUAGAUGGAAAUCUGACUAUCAGUGAAGGGAAUGCAUGGGAUCUAGGUAAUUUAAAAUGGACAACAAUAGGGACUAAAAGUGGUAUUGGUCCGUUUUAUUUAAAAAUGCAACACGAUAGUAAUUUAGUUAUUUAUGAUUCUCUCGAUAAACCUACUUGGGCUAGUCAAACGUGGAAUUGUGGGACUCCUCCUUAUCGUCUUGUUCUGAAUGAUGAUGGACAACUUGUGAGUUAUGAUAGCGAUAAUCAGUCAAUAUGGACCAGUGCUAAAGCUCAACCGAAGCCAGAUACACUUAGAAAUGAUCAGAUAUUAAAGGAAGGCAACGAAAUAGCUUCGCUUAAUGGUUUUUACGGCGCCAUCCUAAAAGCGGAUGGAAACCUCGUUGUAUACCAAAAAAUAUGGAGUUCUGGCGAAAAUGAAAACGGUGAAGGUCCAUAUCAUUUGAAAAUGCAAAAUGAUGGUGAUUUGUGUAUCUAUGAUAGUCAAAAUAAAUGCAUAUGGUCAUCUGAAACGCGCAAUAAGGGAAAUCCACCUUAUAAUCUUGUUAUGCAAGAUGAAAAACAACUAUGUAUUUUGGAUCGUGACAACCGACCUACUUGGAAAACCCUCGGCAGAAACAGUUACGAGGCUUCUCCAUCAGAUACAAGCUCAUAUUGGACGCUACGACCACCUGAAGAAUUUAUCUGGUCAAGGAUUAGUUGUGAUGGUUGUCACAUGUAUCCACUUGUUGGCUUAAGAUACCAAUGUAAACAGUGUGUAGCGGAUGGUAAAGCAACUACUUCAUAUGAUCUGUGUCAAGCAUGUAAAGAGAAAGGACAUGAACAUGAACUAGAACUAGUGCCACAACCAGUUGAAUGA
Messenger RNA from Didymodactylos carnosus, 945 nucleotides. The record is from the annotation of a GenBank genome assembly. Lineage: Eukaryota; Metazoa; Rotifera; Eurotatoria; Philodinida; Philodinidae.